UUGUUGCGCAUGCGCAGCUCACUUUGCCUCUGUGUUUUGGAGCAGGAGGGCAGGCAGGGUGAAAGCCGGUGGUCUAGCUGUGUCUGGGGUACCCCCGUACGGUCUGUGAAGAGGCUCUGCAUUCCAGAAGCAAGCAGACUCUUCACCAUGCAAGCAUCUCAGCGGGCAUGCAUUACUUUCUCGGACGUUGCCGCCUCGUUCUCGGAGGAGGAAUGGGAAGUCUUGGAGCAGUGGCAGAGGGAUCUGUACUCUAAUGUGAUGCAGGAGAUCCAUACAAUCCUGCUAGAUCUAGGCUAUCACAUUAAGAAUUCGAAAAUUCUUUUCAGAAUAGUGAGGGAGGAUGACCCCAGCAGCCGUGUUCAUCGGGAAUGUGGGACCCUUGUGGAAGGAGUGGCUCCUGACAUCCUGUUGCAGAUUAAUUACCAAGGGAAGGCUGUGAAUACCAGUGAGCUUGAUGACUCCGAUGAAGGUUCGAUAGAGCGAGUUUACCAGAAGAUUAAAGUGGAGGAUGAACUGGAUGACGACUUGAUGUGUGAUUCCCAGACUCGAGAACCCAGCCCAGUUUGUGAAGUAGCGCAGUUGCCACAGGAUCUGGAAGUGAAGCCUGAGCUGAAUGUGAUCGUAUCGGAGCCAGAUGAUGUCAUUAACCCCCGAACGCCAGCCGAGGAGAUGUCCGCAUGGAAGCCUAUUAAAGUCCGGGUGGAAUCUAGAAGCCCCAGCAGUGGCGAUACACCAGAGCCAACCCGUAGAGACAGAACAAGGAGACGCAAAGGCAUUGCUCGAAAAAUGAAACCCGUGGCUGCUCUUCAUGACUCUGACCAAAACAAGCAAACAGAACCGAAGGCGAAUGAGAUACCCAGAGUCCCUUGCUUGUUCUCACAGUGUGAAUCCAGCUUCACCGACCUCAAAAUGACUUACCCUCCUGCCGAUGUAUCGGGGGACUAUUCAUACACAGCUUUUGCAAAGGGUUUUGUUGAGGAGUCUCCUAUCAGUUUCCAGCAAAGAGGACAGACAUUCAUUAUUUGCAGCGUUUGUGGAAAAACCUUCUGUAAUAACUCCAGUUUCCAGGUUCACAUGAGGACACACACCGGGGAACGACCGUACAAGUGCACAGACUGUGAAAAGAGUUUCAUCCGCAGCUCCCACCUAAAGAUCCACUUAAGGACACACACAGGAGAACGACCCUACAAGUGCUCAGAGUGUGAGAAGAGCUUCCGAGACAAUUCAAGCUUUGCCCGUCACCAACGGAUUCACACAGGUGAAAAGCCAUACCAGUGUGGGACUUGCAGUAAAUAUUUCCGGAAAAAGUCUAAUCUAAAGGACCAUCAGAGGACACACACGGGGGAGAGACCCUACAAGUGCGAACACUGUGAUAAAAGCUUCCACCAGAAGUCUAACCUAAGGGUCCAUGAAAAGAACCACCAUGGGGAGGACUAUUGACAACCUUGCUACAUUACCUUGUAGCACUUCCUGCAGAAUGUAGUAGAAUCACUAGGAGAUGCCCCACGUUUUGAAUAUAUGUGUGUUAUUCAGUUGGGAUAUCAAACUGAGAAGCCGUGCACGCCAUGCUGGGAUUACCCACCAGCAAUACAUGUGAUCUGUCUAAGCCAAGCUUUGUCUCCAACUGAACUAUAGAAUCUUUCACCCGUUUCCAAAUUUAGGUUAAUAUUGUACCUGUCUAGGUCACAUAAAAUGAAGUUACUAUAUAUUGAGCUGUGUUGUAUUGAAGGCAGUCGGUGUAUAUUGAGCCAAACUCCUGUAAAAGGAGUCCGUGUAUAUUAAGCCAGGUGCCGGUAAAGGCAGUCGGUGUAUAUUAAGCCAGGUGCAGGUAAA
Pelobates fuscus (common spadefoot toad) is the source of this 1833-nucleotide messenger RNA. Its product is annotated as zinc finger protein 182-like. The transcript has 8 exons. Lineage: Eukaryota; Metazoa; Chordata; Amphibia; Anura; Pelobatidae. Bases 10 to 1440 code for a protein of 476 amino acids. Gene Ontology annotation, biological process: regulation of DNA-templated transcription. The record is from RefSeq and is a predicted model, not a curated record.